Messenger RNA from Emiliania huxleyi CCMP1516, 1179 nucleotides. RefSeq lists its product as hypothetical. Gene Ontology annotation, biological process: protein phosphorylation. The coding region runs from base 1 to 1113 and encodes 370 amino acids. The transcript is spliced from 2 exons. Lineage: Eukaryota; Haptophyta; Isochrysidales; Noelaerhabdaceae. The record is from RefSeq and is a predicted model, not a curated record. Gene Ontology annotation, molecular function: protein kinase activity; ATP binding.
AUGCACAGCACAACGGGUGGUGACUCGCCUGACUCGGUGACCGAGCUCGCGCGGCUCGCCGGGCUCGGCGACGAGCUGCCGAAGGCGGAGGCGGCGGCGGGCUGGGAGGCGGCGGCAAGAGACCCGCUCGGCGAGCCGGUCUCCUUCUCCGAACUGCAGCCGCUCUCGAAGUUGGGAGCAGGCGAGUUUUGCACUGUGCACUCGGCCUCGUUCCGGGGCUGCAUGGUCGCUUUGAAGCGGCUCCGGAGAGAUCUACCUUCCUGCCGAGAGUCGAUAGGGCUGGCAGAUCUUCAACGAGAAAUCGCCAUCCUCUCGCGGCUCGAGCACCCGAACAUCAUUCGCAUGGUCGCGCACGGCACCGGGAAGGAUGGGGCGCCCUUUUGCUGCCUCGAGAUGUUUUCGCAGCCGCUGAGUGCGCUCCUGCCCACCUCGACGGGCGUGCUUGCGCACAAGUGGGAGGCGCGCCAGUGGCCUCUCGCCCGCGGGCUCUCGGUCGGGCUGCAGCUCGCGAGGGCGCUGCGGCAUUGCCACGACGAGUUCCUGCCCGGAUACAGGCUCUUCCAUCGCGACAUCAAGCCAAACAACGUCGGCGUUUUCGCCGACGGGCGCGUGGUGCUCGCCGACUUCGGGCUGCUCGCGCUGUGGGAGAAGGACGCGGCCGACGACGACGCCGCCCGGCAGCUCACCGGCAUGACGGGCUCGCUCCGGUACAUGGCGCCCGAGGUCGCCCUCUCGCAGCCGUACAACCACAAGGCGGAGGUCUUCUCCUUCACCUCGCUGCUGUACCACAUGCUCUCGCGCCGCAAGCCCUUCGAGUUCAUGACGCCCUCGGUCUUCCUGCGCGAGGUGUGCUGCGGAGGCAACCGGCCUCCACUCGGCAAGGCGUGGCCCUUCCAGCUGCACGCCCUCGUGAAGGCGGGCUGGUCCUCCACCGCGUCGCACCGGCCAGAGUUCGCGGAGGUCGUGCGCGUCCUCGAGGAGACGGCGAGGGAGGUGUCCGCGGCGGGCGGGCAUGCCUUCCUGGGCGGGCGGACGCCCGACGCCGGCCGUCGCCUUCUUCUUGAUCCGCCGCGGAUGAGUCGGAUUCAGAGCGCUCGUAGCUUCGCGCAGUAGCGCGGACGCCGUCGUUGGGUUCCGAGAGUUUUUCUGAUGUAAAUGUCGCAUGUGCAUAAUGUGCAA